Molecule: messenger RNA, 4112 nt
Organism: Cololabis saira (Pacific saury)
Lineage: Eukaryota; Metazoa; Chordata; Actinopteri; Beloniformes; Belonidae
Product: solute carrier organic anion transporter family member 5A1-like
Exons: 9
Coding region: 495-3155 (886 amino acids)
Biological process (GO): transmembrane transport; sodium-independent organic anion transport
Cellular component (GO): membrane
Molecular function (GO): protein binding
Source: RefSeq, a predicted model, not a curated record
AGGAUUGUUGGGGGGGUCGCUGUUGCAGGAUUGUUGGGGGGGCACCGUUGGCACCGUCAUGCUUUUGGAAGUGACUUUGUGAGUGAUAUGCGGCGCAGACUCUGCAGGGAGGAUUCAUCCCGGCCGGCCGCUGAGGGAGGCAUCGAGGGGGGGUCCCGGCCCUGGAGGAGGCCCCUGCAGUCCCCACCCCCGGAUCCCAGCCCGGCACCAGAAGAGAGUGCAUGACAGGACGAGAUAACCCCGGCCAGAGCUGCCCUGUCUGCUGCAGAUAAGCCCAGGCUGCACCAUCCAUACCCCCCCACACACACACACACUGGGGCUGCCAUUGCUGUGUUCCUGGGUCUCUUUGGGCUCCAGAGACUCUUUGUGGGACAGACUAGAUGCAUCACUCAAUAAUUGAUGUUACGGGAAGCCGCCCCUGAACUGUGAAUGCAUCCUUGGACCGGGCCGGCUUCUCGUUACCCCUAUGUGAGAGAGGGUUGACUGCAAAGAGAAUGGCCGACCACGAGGAAGCGGAGCUGUCCGAGUCCCUUCGGAAGGAGGACGGGUUUUCCAGUGAGCCCGAGGACCCGGGGACCAACUUCAAAUCGAAAAGUCUGCCUGUUUUGAAUGAGGCAGAGCCUCAGGAGAAAACGUCCCUGGCCGGCUCGGCACGCGUGUCCAUGACGGCGGACGAAAGUGCAGAGUUCAUCCAGUUCUCGGCCAAGACCGAGUCCUUCCAGGCCGAGUCCCCGACCAGGACCAGCUACCUGCCCAAGGCCGGGAAGGCGGCCCUGAACCGGCCCAGCUCGUACCGGGAGGCCGCCGACCUCCGGAAGAGUAAAAACGUUGCCCGCAGGAAGCCCCCCGGGUUCUUCGCCGCCAGACUGGCCCGGAUCGGUCUGCCCAGCAGGAAGCGCCUGAACGUCAUCCUGCAGGACUCGCGCUGCUUCCUGUUCUGCAUGUGCUACCUGACCUUCAUCCAGUCGCUCAUGGUGUCGGGCUACCUGAGCAGCGUCAUCACCACCAUCGAGAAGAGGUACAGCCUGAGGAGCUCGGAGUCGGGCCUCCUGGUCAGCUGCUUCGACAUCGGGAGCCUCCUGGUGGUCGUCUUCAUCAGCUACUUCGGGGGGCGGGGCCAGAGACCCCGCUGGCUGGCGGUGGGGGGGAUCUUCAUCACCGUGGGGGCCGCCCUCUUCUCCCUACCUCACUUCAUCUCCCCGCCCUACCAGAUCAAGGAGGUCAACUCGUCCUCGGGCAACGAGGGCCUGUGCAUGAACAGCAACGGCAGCGGCAGGGACCGCGUCGACAUCACUUCCUGUCCCCGGGACCAGGAGGGCAACGAGCACAACCUGUACGUGGCGCUGUUCAUCAUCGCGCAGAUCCUGGUGGGGAUGGGAUCCACCCCCAUCUACACGCUCGGACCCACCUACCUGGACGACAACGUCAAGAAGGAGAACGCCUCCCUGUAUCUGGCGAUGAUGUAUGUGAUGGGAGCGCUGGGCCCGGCCGCCGGCUACCUACUGGGAGGAGUCCUCAUCGGCUUCUACGUGGACCCCAAAACCGCCGUCAACAUCGACCAGAGCGACCCGCGCUUCAUCGGCAACUGGUGGAGCGGGUUCCUGCUCUGCGCCGUGGCCAUGCUGCUGGUCAUCUUCCCCAUGUUCACCUUCCCCAAGAAGCUGCCGCCGCGACACAAGAAGAAGAAGAGGAGGAAAAAGGUGAGCAUGGACGACCUGUCCAGCGACGACGACGUGCUGAAGGAGAAGACCAACAACAAGAACCAGACGGUCACCUCGUCCAUGGGCUUCGGCAAGGACAUCAAAGACCUGCCCAAAGCCGCGGUCAGGAUCCUCAGCAACGUCACCUUCCUGUUCGUCAGCCUGUCCUACACGGCGGAGAGCGCCAUCGUCACGGCCUUCAUCACCUUCAUCCCCAAGUUCAUCGAGUCGCAGUUCGGGAUCCCGGCGUCCGCCGCCAGCAUCUACACCGGUGUGAUCAUCGUGCCCAGCGCCGGCGUGGGCAUCGUCCUCGGCGGCUACAUCAUCAAGAAGCUGAAGCUGGGAGCUCGGGAGUCGGCCAAGCUGGCCAUGAUCUGCAGCGGCGUGUCGCUGCUCUGCUUCUCCACGCUCUUCAUCGUGGGCUGUGAGAGCAUCAACCUGGGAGGCAUCAACAUCCCCUACACCACCGGGCCGACUCUCACCAUGACCCAGAGGAACCUGACCGGAGGCUGUAACGUCAACUGCGGCUGCAAAAUCCACGAGUACGCUCCGGUGUGCGGCUCUGACGGCAUCACGUACUUCAACCCCUGCCUGGCCGGCUGCAGCAGCGUGGCCAACGACAGCAGCGGGACCCGGAACUACUCGGACUGCGCCUGCGUCCAGAGCCGGCAGGUCAUCACGCCGUCGUCCGGCGGCCAGGGCAGCAACCAGCUGCAGCUGGUCAUCGUCAAGACCUACCUGAACGAGAACGGCUACGCCGUGGCGGGGAAGUGCGACCGCACCUGCAGCACCCUCAUCCCCUUCCUCAUCUUCCUCUUCAUCGUCACGCUCAUCACCGCCUGCGCGCAGCCCUCCGCCAUCAUCGUCACGCUCAGGUCUGUAGCGGAGCAGGAGAGGCCGUUUGCUCUGGGGAUGCAGUUCGUUCUCCUCAGGACCCUCGCCUACAUCCCGACCCCCAUCUACUUCGGCGCCGUCAUCGACACCACCUGCAUGCUGUGGCAGCAGGACUGCGGCGUCCACGGCUCCUGCUGGGAGUACGACGUCACCUCGCUGCGCUUCGUCUACUUCGGCCUGGCGGCCAGCCUCAAGUUCUUCGGCUUCCUCUUCAUCUUCCUCACCUGGUACUCCAUCAAGUACAAGGAGGAGCGGGUGGAGCGCUGGCUGAAGCGCCACCUGUCGCCCGCCGACACCGUGGGCAGCCUGGUGUGCCACCCGGGGGGCCACAAGGGCCACGCCCGCACCCGCUCCUGCCCCGUCAACAUCCCCCGCACCGACCCCGCCGCCCUGGCGGCCGCCACCGGGGGGCUCAACCGCGGCGUCAGCACGCAGAGUUGCCCCGGCAACGAGCUGAAGGCCGCCACUCCUCCCCCUCCGGUGGGGGCGGGGGCCCCGGCGGCUGCAGGCCCCGCCCCCACGCCGGCCCAGUCCCUGGAACACGUCCCGGCCCGGGCCUGAUCCUCCCCGCCGGCAUCAGCCUCCUCCCAUCCCAUAAUCCCCCCCCGGGUCGGACUCACCGGGCCGGACGCCGCUCAGAACCGGGACUCAUCGGCGCGGCGGCGCCCGAGACUCUACACCCCCCCACCCCGACCUCCCGUCACCGCGGCAACACGUGCCUUCUGCCACCACAGUCCUCACAUGUACAGAACCACCGGCUCGGAUACCUCAGCCUCGCCCCCCCCCGAUAUCAGCAUCGUCAUAUCACCAUGAAACAAACAAAAACAGACAAAAAACAGACUAACCCCUGUGGAAAUGUGAUUUACUACGACGAGGCGCGAGGAACUGGGAGCCGACGGCGUUCGGCCUCCAUCGGUCUCGCUCCUGUUAGUUGUUUUUUGGUUUUUAACUCUUUUUUUCAGGGUCAAACGUAUGGAGCCAAAUCAAGGCCAAAGGUUUUGCUAAUUUGAAAAUAAAAUUUUAACGUGAAAAUUAUUUUUUAAGGGUUAAUUUUUUUUUUUUUCAGUGUCAGAUCUUUAUUUCAGUUUCAAAUCUUUUUUUCAGUUUCAGAUCUUUUUUUUUUUGUUUAAGAUCUUUUUUUUUCAGUUUCACUUCAACUGAGAGGGGCGUGGCAUCAUGAGUGACAGCAGAACAGAGAAGGCGGGGGACGUUCCUCAGUCAUGUUGCCUUCAGGAAACGUAGGUUGCAGAAGUUAUCAGUAGAAGUAUGAUUCGUGAUUGGCAGUGGAAAAAACUGAUAUUAGUGACACAUUUCUGUUUAAAAAGCUGUUUUAGACCAUACUUGGCAAUAAACUAUGCCAGACUGUACAGUUCAACAGCCAAACUUUAAAGUUUGACAUUUCCCACUUCCACAUACUACCGUGAACGCAUCGCAGUAUCGUUUGAGAUGGCGGAGCGGAUGCCAAACAUGAGGAACGUCCCCCGCCUUCUCUGUUAUGCUGUCACUCAUGAUGCCACG